AUGGCGUCCGAAAAUGAGUUUCAACUCUUCACCUCCCUUCGCUACGACCCUCUCCUUCUGUCUUCAGAGGAAAAUUCAAGGCCGGAGCUAAACUUAGUCACGCCGUCACCGUUCUACAUGCUUGCGUACCACAGAGAUCGCAUGAUAGAAGCUGCACAGCAUUUCGACUUCCAUGAAGUCGAAAAAAGAUUAAGAGAUGGGAAAGCGCUGCAUGAACAUCUAUUGCGGGAGGUCAACAGGUGGGUUGAGAAGGGCGGGCAUGAUCAGGCCUUGAAGCUGAGGCUUCUAUUCGACAAGUCCGCAAAUCUCACAGUCGAAAUCUCCGCCGUACCUGCAGUCCCUUUAUCAACACUCUACCCACCCUCCCUGAAUCCCCCAAACCCGAAAACAGAACCUCAUCCAGCCAACACCUUCAAACCCUCUCCUCUAACAGGUGGUGUCCUCACACUUGGGCCGACUGACUCUCUUCCUGCUGCAACAUCAACACCACCGUCUCCCCCGCAGUGGAAUAUCAGGCUAGAUACAGCACCCACGCCUUCCUCCCCAUUCACGCUUCUCAAAACUACGAGGCGCGAAAUGUAUGACAAGUCACGGGACCGCGCACUACCAGAGAACGCUGCUGGGCCUGCGUACAGAGAAGUAAUGCUAUACAACGAAGUCAACGAACUCACCGAAGGUACACUAACAUCAUUGUACCUAUUCCGCGGAGGGCGAUGGGUCACACCGCCCGUUGGAGUACCUUCGGGCGAGUUCACGUCAAAGACUCUAAAUGACGGAAAUGAAGACGAGGGCGAACUGAGGAAACCAUUUGCUGGGCGUUGGGGCCACUCAGUGCGAAGCGCAAAGGUAGGUGCUGGAGGACAGCGAGGCACUAGUCGGAGAUGGGCGCUCGGAAAGGGCUACUGUAUGGAGGAGCCAGUCGGUGUGGACACAGUGAAGGUGGGUGAAGGAGUAUGGGUUAGCAAUGGUGUGAGAGGAUUUGGGUAUGGGAAGGUGGUUGAGUAG
Messenger RNA from Cucurbitaria berberidis CBS 394.84, 1005 nucleotides. RefSeq lists its product as uncharacterized. Bases 1 to 1005 code for a protein of 334 amino acids. Gene Ontology annotation, molecular function: catalytic activity. The transcript is spliced from 2 exons. The record is from RefSeq and is a predicted model, not a curated record. NCBI's taxonomy places the organism in Eukaryota, Fungi, Ascomycota, Dothideomycetes, Pleosporales, Cucurbitariaceae.